This is a messenger RNA of Dendrobium catenatum, 1299 nucleotides long. Its product is annotated as 26S proteasome non-ATPase regulatory subunit 14 homolog. Bases 152 to 1078 code for a protein of 308 amino acids. NCBI's taxonomy places the organism in Eukaryota, Viridiplantae, Streptophyta, Magnoliopsida, Asparagales, Orchidaceae. Gene Ontology annotation, biological process: protein deubiquitination; proteasome-mediated ubiquitin-dependent protein catabolic process. Gene Ontology annotation, cellular component: proteasome regulatory particle, lid subcomplex. The record is from RefSeq and is a predicted model, not a curated record. Gene Ontology annotation, molecular function: metallopeptidase activity; proteasome binding; protein binding. The transcript has 6 exons.
AAAGAAGAAAGGACUAUUCUCACCCAUCUCUCCGUCUUCCUUCAUUCGCAGCAUUUUCCAAUACUGACUAUUCACCGACGUACCCAACAAACCCUAGCUUGCCGGAGCUGAGCUUACAAUCCCGGAAGCAAGAUAGAUAUUGUAAUUUGUAAUGGAGAGGCUUCAUCGGAUUUUCUCGGGGGCCGGGGGGAUGGGCCACCCGCCAACUGAUUCUCCGCUCCUCGACUCCUCCGAGCAGGUCUACAUCUCAUCGCUCGCUCUUCUCAAGAUGCUUAAGCACGGUAGGGCGGGGGUUCCGAUGGAGGUGAUGGGGCUCAUGCUCGGAGAAUUCGUGGACGAGUACACCGUUCGGGUGGUUGACGUCUUCGCCAUGCCUCAGAGCGGCACGGGAGUUAGUGUUGAGGCUGUCGAUCACGUCUUCCAGACCAACAUGCUUGAUAUGCUGAAGCAAACCGGAAGGCCUGAAAUGGUGGUAGGGUGGUACCAUUCUCAUCCUGGCUUUGGCUGUUGGCUCUCUGGCGUUGAUAUUAACACCCAGCAGAGCUUUGAAGCCUUAAAUCCUAGAGCCGUCGCUGUUGUGGUCGACCCAAUCCAGAGUGUUAAAGGGAAAGUGGUGAUUGAUGCUUUCCGUUUGAUCAAUCCACAGACCAUGAUGCUAGGCCAAGAGCCUCGCCAGACCACGUCCAACUUGGGACAUCUCAACAAACCCUCAAUCCAGGCACUCAUUCAUGGUCUCAACCGGCACUACUACUCUAUAGCUAUCAACUAUCGAAAAAAUGAGCUCGAGGAAAAAAUGCUUCUAAACCUGCAUAAGAAGAAAUGGACAGAUGGCUUAACGUUGCGACGAUUUGAUACCCAUUCAAAAACUAAUGAGCAAACGGUGCAGGAGAUGCUAAACUUAGCCAUCAAAUAUAAUAAAGCAGUCCAAGAGGAGGAUGAACUGCCCCCGGAGAAAUUGGCCAUUGCGAAUGUGGGUAGGCAAGAUGCAAAGAAGCAUUUGGAAGAGCAUGUGUCCAAUCUAAUGUCCUCCAAUAUAGUCCAAACGCUGGGUACAAUGCUGGAUACUGUAGUGUUCUAGAUGACAACUUUGGCUUUCCAUGAAACGACUCAACCCUUGUGCUUUCAAUAGAAUGUGUUGCCAUUGUCUUUUGUUUCAUGAUGAAAUAUGGUAGAGAUUAGUCUGCAAUUUCUAUUUUUUCCUGAAAUACUGGUCUCACUCUUGUUAGUUAUUUAACUUAUCGUUGUACUCUUCAAUUGGUUUAAAACAGGCAUUCUAAAUAAUACUUUUUUUAAAUGCUU